GUGAAGGCAAAAGACUGGAAAAUACGAGAACAACGUAUCGAUUCUUCGAAAGAAAUGAUAGCAGUUGCCCGUCAGAGCAAAGCGGCUUCCAAUAUCACAUAUCUCAUAGGGGAUGCUCGGGAUGUAGGAGAUAACCCAGAUUGGAAGGGAAAGUUCGACAAGGUUGUGAGUUUUUUCGUACUUCACUGGAUCCCCUUCGCAGACCAGCCGAGAACCUUGAAGGGCAUCGUGAGAUGCUUGAAGCCGGGAGGGGAGGGGCUGGUCAUUGUGGACAAGGAUAACGAAGGCCUUGAACUGCCAACUGCGGCAAACCUUUAUGUCAAGAACCACGAAAAGUGGGGCGAGUUCGUAAAGGGCUACGAGUCGCCUGUAUACAUGUGGAACCAAUCCAUUCCAGACACUGUUCAACUGUUAAAGACGUUUGGUUGCUCAAGUGCAACGUGUGAAAUCAAGACGAAGGAGCUGCGCAUGUCUGAAGUUCAAACAAAACUGUUUCUGAGGACGAGCCUGGGCGAAAUGCCUUUGAUACCGGCUGUCGAGCACGAGGCAUUCCUUGAUGACUUAUGGCAAUGGGCGGUCUCUCACUACCAAACCAAGGCUCCUGAACGGGGGUACAUCUGCCUGUUAAUCGAGUCUGUGGUCAUACAUUUUCGUAAAUAAUGGGCAGAGAUCUGGUCUUCAAUUGGUAGCAACUUUUUUCUGUGCUUUCCCUGAAGGUGGUUUUUAGGUCGUCCAGGUCGUCCUGAACUUUUAACGAAUUCCCCUCUUUAUUCGACUCUACAAUAGAUUACGUUUCUCUAUCGAUAGAGGGUAUCGAUACGUUAUUGUUUGCUCCAGUGGGAAAAGUGUAAAUGAUUAAUGUGCAAGCUUAACAACUAUCCGAUUACUUCCUAGACCAAGACUAUGCUGAAGACAGCAAAUCAUCAAUGCAUCAGAGGCGGUUAAGGCAUUGCGCAAGCUGGACUGAUUAUAUACUCUUUAAAUGUUUCUUUGGCAUUUUCCUCAGUGAUACCCACCCCUUCAAAAGUCGUUUAAUUAAGCUACUGUGCGCAUACAAUUACCAUUCGGCUGUGGUCGCUGCACGUGUAAAGUGCUCGGGGGGACGCAUUCAACUCAGCUCUAGUACGUUCUGAGUCAUGUUAUGACCAAAAAUGUUAAUUCAGUUCAGAAUUAAUGCAGUUCUGUAAAUUUUGUGUAGGGAACUGUGCCUUAGUAAGGGCGCCCUCAUUCUUCCAAAACUUUCUUUUGCAUAUGCAUGUCACGAGGUAAUUAACGAAAAGUUUUUUUUAAUUUUUGGCGCUUUCCGUGUACGCAGUGUUAAGGUGGUCAUAUUGGUUUUAGGGUCUCGAAUGUAAAACAGUUUCCUUUGUAUUUUGCUUCUAUUUAUUUGAAGAGAGCAUAUGCUCCUAAGUGUGGGAGAGUGUCAAUGCUUCAAACCCCCAGUAAGUAGUAAGUAAUUAUUAUAUAAAUAUUUCUCACGAUCUUUGAUAGAAAUUGUAAGAUUUCAGGCGUGUCAACGAGAUAACUUUGUUCUGUAUGUAUACCGUGCUAUACUUUACUGUUCAGCCAGCUGUUGGCCAUGUGAUAACCUUUGACCAUCACAUCCAUUGUAUUAUUAUUUACGGUGCAGCCAUUACACCAAGAUGUUCGGAUCAAUACCCUUUGGUAUAAUGAUGAAAUCUAAGUGGGUCGGAGAUGUAUUUAUUACAAGCAUUGAGACUCAGCCGGAGUCUAGUAUGUCCUCGAUUUAUUGGAUGGUAAUGGGAAAUUUCUCUCUUGUGCGGAUUUUAAGGAGUUUAAUCCAAGAACCAAUUUUUUGGAAUAUGUAGGAGUAAUUAAGGCUUAAGUUAGCUUUUCCAAGUUUGUUGAAUUUUCUUUUAUUACUUUUAAUUUAAAUACUCUUUUAAGUGAUUAAAAGGUUCUCAUAGCA
Acanthaster planci (crown-of-thorns starfish) is the source of this 1930-nucleotide messenger RNA. RefSeq names its product juvenile hormone acid O-methyltransferase-like. The record is from RefSeq and is a predicted model, not a curated record. NCBI's taxonomy places the organism in Eukaryota, Metazoa, Echinodermata, Asteroidea, Valvatida, Acanthasteridae. Gene Ontology annotation, molecular function: S-adenosylmethionine-dependent methyltransferase activity.